AUGUCACUUCUUGAACAAAGCAGUAUCGUGGAUGCGAGAGUUUUUGAGAAGUAUGUAAUUCUUCUCCAUGGGGAUCUUGGGACAAUGGAGAAGAUUGAGGGCAUUUUGCACUCACGGAGAAUUGAAGAAAGCAUGUUGGAACGCAUGCAUUAUCUUCUGCCUAUACCAGGGCUCUUUCACGUUAGAAUGGCAUGCGUUGAUGCAAUAAACAGGAUCCAUGCAACUGGGAAUGACUUACGAAGCGACCCAAACGGAUUCUACAAGCGCCUCUGUUUGCUCUUUCCAAAUGACCUUUCCAAAUUGAACAAAGCAGUCCCUCCUUUUUGGAUGAUGAAUGACGGAAUAAACUACAUCACCCGAUGUAUUAUUCUUGAUGCAUGGGAGGAGAGUGUGGGCAGUGACCUCCAGAAAUUCAUUUCUUCCAAACCUACUUUGGAAGAGAUUAACCGGAAAGCUGAGGAAAUCACGAGGGCGCAUUUUGAAACGAAACAAGAUGCAAUGAAUCAGUGGCCACAAGAGGAACAAGAUCAAAGGAGAAUGAACCAACUUUUGUUCAACAGAGAUGCGAUGUAUUACCGCGUCCUUGUGCAUGCGAUGAACUAUGGGAUGGUUGAUGUGAUAAUCGACGUCCUUUCAUUCUGGGUUCCGAUCUUCCAGGCCUGCCGAAAACACAAGUACGCAACAUACCUUUCAAAUUUCAUCUUCAAGUUGCAACGGUACCCACUACCACUUCAAGAAGCCAUCAUGAGGUGCUGGCUCUGUAAUCCGUCAGGGAAUAAUGGUGGAUUUCGGGCAAUCGACUGGCUGGUUGAGUUGAUGAACCUCUACACGAAGGUUAUUUACUCGGGGGGAGGAUCUGGGAAAACAAUAGAGUAUAUUGUCAGUCAGUUAUCGAUAAUUCAGGCCUAUAGAACGUGCAUUGAAGACGUCAAGGAUGAUUACCACAUACCAGACAAGACCCUUCAUCAUGCAAGCCCUGACAUCGAAUCUAGAUUACUUGCUAUAAGGAAUGAACUUCGUAACCUUCGACCUCACAAGUAUGAAAGGGGUCGCACUGUGCCUACUGUGAUCGAUGAUCAUUUUCGGAAGGGCCUGGAGCUGUUCCAACAUGGCACCAUGUGGACAUCAACCAAUAUAAGUCAAUCAUCAUCAACUGAUGACACUUACGACAUUGAGGUGGCUGACUUGGGUGCCUAA
Messenger RNA from Cantharellus anzutake, 1197 nucleotides. RefSeq lists its product as uncharacterized. The transcript has 2 exons. The coding region runs from base 1 to 1197 and encodes 398 amino acids. The record is from RefSeq and is a predicted model, not a curated record. NCBI's taxonomy places the organism in Eukaryota, Fungi, Basidiomycota, Agaricomycetes, Cantharellales, Hydnaceae.